AUGACCACCCACGCCUACACCAAAGAGCUUCAGCUCGCCCGCCUCGCCGUGCAACGCGCCGCGCUCCUCACAAAGCGCCUCCUCUCCGAAGUAGACAAAGGUUCAUUUGACAAAGUCGAUGCGACACCCGUGACAAUCGCUGAUUUUGCCGCGCAAGCGUCCAUCAUCGCGGCAAUCCACCACACCUUCCCCACGGACCAAAUUGUCGGCGAAGAAGACUCCACCGCCCUUCGCCAAGACCCUGUCCUCCUGGAACGAACAUGGGACCUGGCUCGUUCCGUACACCUGGAUGAUGAAGCCAGUGAAGCGAUGCUGCACACCCCGUCCACGAAAGACGAGAUGCUCGCACUAAUCGAUCUGGGCGCGCAAGGCACUACAGGGCGAAGUGGACGGACGUGGACUCUUGACCCAGUCGAUGGGACGGCUACUUUUAUGCGCGGCCAACAGUAUGCUGUGUGUUUGAGUUUGAUUGAGGACGGGGAGCAGGUUGUUGGUGUCCUGGGGUGUCCGAAUCUACUAAGCGACCGACGUGUUGCGGAGGAUUUGGUCGACAAGGAUGGCUACGGACAGAUGUUGUCUGCUGUUGUUGGACAUGGCGCGACGAUCCAGCCAUUGGGCACGGGCAAAUUACUAGAAGGGACGAUGCUCCCGGGCGUGACGCAGAUUGAGGAUCCCAAGGAAGUGCGCUUCAUCGAUACGCAAGCUUCCGAGACGGCGAAUCUGGAGGUGCACGGGAAAGCUGCGGCGCUACUGGGUUGUCCGUGGCCGAAUCCGGUGGAUCUGUGGUCAGCGCAGAUGCGGUAUGUGGCUAUUGCGGUUGGGGCGUGUAAUGCAUUUGUCAAGGUGCCGUUGAAGGAUAGUUAUCGAUCGAAGAUCUGGGACCAUUCGGGUGGGAUGCUUCUGGCAGCGGAGUUGGGGGUGAAAAUCACCGAUUUGAAUGGAAACAGUGUUGAUUGUGGCCUGGGAAGGACGUUGGCUGGCUGUCAUGGGAUGGUUGUCGCGCCUGCCUCUAUACAUGGGCAGGUUUUGGAGGCAGUGCGUGUUGCGAGACAGUCUUGA
Molecule: messenger RNA, 1059 nt
Organism: Penicillium maclennaniae
Lineage: Eukaryota; Fungi; Ascomycota; Eurotiomycetes; Eurotiales; Aspergillaceae
Product: inositol monophosphatase family protein
Exons: 1
Coding region: 1-1059 (352 amino acids)
Biological process (GO): sulfate assimilation
Molecular function (GO): 3'(2'),5'-bisphosphate nucleotidase activity
Source: RefSeq, a predicted model, not a curated record